Amphiprion ocellaris (clown anemonefish) is the source of this 2244-nucleotide messenger RNA. Its product is annotated as trichohyalin-like. NCBI's taxonomy places the organism in Eukaryota, Metazoa, Chordata, Actinopteri, Pomacentridae. The coding region runs from base 420 to 1160 and encodes 246 amino acids. The record is from RefSeq and is a predicted model, not a curated record. The transcript has 3 exons.
CAUUAGUUGAGAGAAACUGGUUCAGACUCAGGAUCUGAAAUAGUCUUGGAUUGUGGCUGAGAUGAAACGUGAAACAAUCAAGGACAUGAUCAGCGUCUUUCAUGGUUCCUGAGAUGUUGUUCAGACUAAACUUUCUACAGAUAGUUGGAGAGCAGAGGAACCCUGAUGACUGUUGUCCUUCAGAAGGUGAGAACAUGUUGAAUCGCCUUCAGGUUGACCUGUCAUCAUCCAGAAGAUCAGAGAGCAGCUCACAGCUUAGAGGAGGGUCUCAGCUCUAAAUCUGACCUGACCUACAUCCAGCUGGGAUCACGGCUUCAGUCCAACUCCUUCGUCUGAGGAGGCCACACCAGCUUCUGAGGACAGAGCAGCAUCUGGACAGCUGCUGAUGGCCACCUCUGUUUCAUCAGCGUGACGACCAGAUGCUGUUCAUGGAGCCAGCUGCUGGAGAUGUGACCUUUGGAAAGGAGGAGGUGCAGACCUUCAAACAGCAGGAGGAGGUCCAGACCUUCAAACAGCAGGAGGAGGUCCAGACCUUCAAACAGCAGGAGGAGGUGCAGACCUUCAAGCAGGAGGAGGAGGUCCAGACUUUCAAACAAGAGGAGAUCCAGACUUUUGAGCAACAGGAAUCCCAGAUGUUCAGACACGUGGAGGUGCAGACCUUUGAGCAACAGGAGGUUCAGAUGUUCAGACCGGAGGAGGUGCAGACCUUCAGAGAGGAGGACGUCCAGACCUUCAAACAGCAGCAGGAGGUCCAGAUGUUUAGAGAGAAUGAGGUCCAGAUGUUCAAGCAGGAGGAGGUCCAGAUGUUCAGAGAGGACGAGGUCCAGAUGUUCAAGCAGGAGGAGGUCCAGAUCUUGAUGGCGGAGAUUCAGGAGGUCCGAGUCUUCCAGAGUCCGGUGACGUUGUCAGAGGUGAUGACAUCCAAUGGCUUCUGUCUGGCCAACAGCGAGACCAUCCUGUUUGACUUGACCCCACCCACACAGGAAGUCCCGAUCCAAUCAGAUGACCCCACAGGCCGGCGACCGAGUGUCGGGACUGAAGUCUGUCUGCAGCUCUGCCAUCCGUCCGUCUCUCCUCACCUUUUCCGUGGUUUCACAGGGAGGAUGGGUCAAUUGAUGAAGAGGCGGCGUUUCAGGCGAAACGCGGCCCCGCCCCCCUGACGCAUCACCUGCUGCUCACCUGGAUGCAGGAGACAGACAUCCUGGACUGAUACUGUCGAGGACAGUCAUCAUGGUGACACUCACCUCAUCCAUCGAUCGAUUGAUUGAUCAGUGGAUGGACUGAUGGACUCCUGGUACAUUGUGGGAGAUUAAACUGGUCUCUGUGUGGACAAGUUAGUUUCCACUGCUCCACAUCUGUCCAGCAUCUGUCUAAUGUCUGCCCAACAUCUGUCUAAAAUCUGUCAAAUAUCUGUCCAACAUCUGUCUAAUAUCUGUCUAAUAUCUUUCCAACAUCUGUCCAACAUCUGUCUAAUAUCUGUCCAACGUCUGUCUAAUAUCUGUGCAACAUCUGUCCAACAUCUGUCUAACAUCUGUCUAGUAUCUGUCCAACAUCUGUCCAACAUCUGUCUAAAAUCUGUCCAACAUCUGUCUAAUAUGUGUUCAACAUCUGUCCACAUGCCCAACAUUUUCCAACAUUUAUCCAACAACUGUCCAACAUCUGUCCAACUUCUGUCCAACAUCUGCCCAACAUCUGUCUAAUAUCUGUCCAAUUUCUGUCUAACAUCUGUGCAACAUCUGUCCAACAUCUGUCUAUUAUCUCUCCAACAUCUAACAUCUGUCCAACAUCUGUCCAGUAUCUGUUCAACAUCUGUCUAUUAUCUCUCCAACAUCUAACAUCUGUCCAACUUCUGUCCAACAUUUGUCCAACUCUGAACACAGUCCAUCCAUCCAUCCAUUAUCUAUACACCGCUUAAUCCUCACUAGGGUCGCGGGGGGUGCUGGAGCCUAUCCCAGCUGACUUAUGGUGAAGGCAGGGGACACCCUAGACAGGUCACCAGUCUGUCGUAGGGCUACAUAUAUAGACAAACAAUCACUCACACAUUCACACCUACAGGCAAUUUAGAAUAAUCAAUUAACCUCAGCAUAUUUUUGGACUGUGGGAGGAAGCCGGAGUACCCGGAGAAAACCCACGCAUGCACAGGGAGAACAUGCAAACUCCAUGCAGAAAGAUCCCGGGAAAGCCGGGACGUGAACCAGGGAUCUUCUAGCUGCAAGGCGAAAGUGCUAACCACUACGCCACUGU